Felis catus (domestic cat) is the source of this 1979-nucleotide messenger RNA. RefSeq names its product 3-oxoacid CoA-transferase 1 (gene OXCT1). The transcript is spliced from 17 exons. Gene Ontology annotation, biological process: ketone body catabolic process. Gene Ontology annotation, molecular function: succinyl-CoA:3-oxo-acid CoA-transferase activity. The record is from RefSeq and is a predicted model, not a curated record. Gene Ontology annotation, cellular component: mitochondrion. The coding region runs from base 193 to 1755 and encodes 520 amino acids. Lineage: Eukaryota; Metazoa; Chordata; Mammalia; Carnivora; Felidae.
CUCUAUAAACUUGCAGCCUCAGAGGGCACGGGAGGCAGGAGGACGUCAGCGACGCGCGGUCGAGCCUCCAGCCCGCCCCUCGCGCGCCUGCCUCUCGCUCCCUUCCCGUUGACGCGGCGACCGUCCGGCAGCGCUCCGACACAUUCACGCGCGCGCUGCAGCUCGCCGUCUCCUCCCAGCCCAGCCCCGAACAUGGCGGCUCUCAAACGCCUCUCCGCCUGGCCCUGGCGCUGCGCCUCCACCUGCCGCUCCGGCGGCGUCUGGUCCAAGGGAUGUGUUGGCUACUUUUCAACCAGUACACAACGCCAUACCAAAUUUUAUACAGAUCCAGUGGAAGCUGUAAAAGACAUUCCUGAUGGUGCAACGAUUCUGGUUGGUGGUUUUGGGUUAUGUGGGAUUCCAGAGAACCUUAUAGGAGCUUUACUAAAGACUGGAGUAAAAGGGCUGACUGCAGUCAGCAACAAUGCAGGGGUUGACAACUUUGGCUUGGGCCUUUUACUCCGAUCCAAGCAGAUAAAACGCAUGGUGUCUUCGUACGUUGGGGAAAAUGCAGAAUUUGAACGACAGUACUUGAGUGGUGAAUUAGAAGUAGAGCUGACACCUCAGGGCACGCUUGCGGAGCGGAUUCGUGCAGGUGGGGCUGGAGUUCCUGCAUUUUACACCAGCACCGGGUACGGGACCCUGGUGCAACAAGGAGGGUCACCGAUCAAAUACAACAAGGAUGGCAGCAUUGCCAUUGCCAGUAAGCCAAGAGAGGUGAGGGAGUUUAAUGGCCAGCAUUUUAUUUUGGAGGAAGCAAUUACAGGAGAUUUUGCUUUGGUGAAAGCCUGGAAGGCAGACCAAGCAGGAAAUGUGAUUUUCAGGAAAAGUGCAAGGAAUUUCAACUUGCCGAUGUGCAAAGCGGCAGAAACCACAGUGGUGGAGGUUGAAGAAAUUGUGGAUAUUGGAUCAUUUGCCCCAGAAGACAUCCAUAUUCCUAAGAUUUAUGUACAUCGCCUUAUAAAGGGAGAAAAAUAUGAGAAAAGGAUUGAGCGUUUAUCAGUCCGGAAAGAGGAAGAUGUAAAAGCCAAAUCCGGUAAACCUGGAGAUAAUGUAAGGGAACGUAUCAUCAAGCGGGCAGCUCUUGAAUUUGAAGAUGGCAUGUAUGCUAAUUUGGGCAUAGGAAUCCCGCUUCUGGCCAGCAACUUUAUCAGCCCAAAUAUCACAGUUCAUCUGCAAAGUGAAAAUGGAAUCCUGGGUUUGGGUCCAUAUCCGCUACAAAAUGAAGUUGAUGCAGAUCUAAUCAAUGCAGGCAAGGAAACAGUUACUGUUCUUCCAGGAGCCUCUUACUUCUCCAGUGAUGAAUCAUUUGCAAUGAUUAGAGGGGGCCAUGUGAAUCUAACAAUGCUAGGAGCAAUGCAGGUUUCCAAAUACGGUGACCUGGCUAACUGGAUGAUACCUGGGAAGAUGGUGAAAGGAAUGGGAGGGGCUAUGGAUCUCGUGUCCAGUGCUAAGACCAAAGUGGUGGUCACCAUGGAGCAUUCUGCAAAGGGAAAUACACAUAAAAUCAUGGAGAAAUGUACAUUGCCACUGACUGGAAAGCAGUGCGUCAACCGCAUCAUUACUGAAAAGGCUGUGUUUGACGUGGACAACAAGAAAGGACUGACUCUGAUUGAACUCUGGGAAGGCCUGACCGUGGAUGACAUCAAAAAGAGCACUGGGUGUGAUUUUGCAGUUUCACCAAAACUCAUACCAAUGCAGCAGAUCACAACUUGAAAUGUGGAAUAGACAUUUCUCCCAGGUUGUGUGUUUCUCAUUUUAACCACAUAGGAUUUCAUUGAAAGGACAUCAGUAAUCAUAAUUGUAUAUCUAAGAAGCAGUUUUGACUAGUUUUCUUCCAGCAUUUUACACUGUAGCAGCCAUGUAGUCUUUAUUCUCUCUAGUGUGCUAUAAGGUUUUAAUGAAAGACAAAUAUAUAUAUAUAUAUAUAAUAUAAAUGA